AUGACAAGUAUAUUUAAUAAUAUAGUUAGAACAAGUAAACCACAGAGUAUGGCGUGUAUGGCAUGUGGUGUAUUACCCUAUAUGAUUAGAAACAAUGAAAUAUUCUUCUUGAUGGGUCAAGAGAAUAGAGGUGUAUCAGACUUUGGAGGCUAUUGUGAUGAAUCUGAUAGAUUGUUUCAUGUUAGUGCUUCAAGAGAAUUUAGUGAAGAAACAAUGGGAUUAUUUUGCCAAUCAUUAGAAUUAAGAGGAACAAGAGGAGGUGUAACAAAGAGUACAGAAACAAUGACUAAAAUACUAUCAAACAAAGAGUUACAUAAAGACGGUUAUGUAAAAGAAUUUAUUAAUCCUAAAAAUAGUUAUAAAAUGUUUUGUGCACCAACCAAUUUAUUUGUAUCAUCUAAAACCUUUCAAAAGACAUUGUUUGUAAAUGAUAAUCGGUUGUACAAGGAUAUGAUUAUGAAUGUUGAAAAGAAUACUGUUUGGUGGAUCACUAUCGAUCAAUUGAUCAGUAUCAUUAAAGCAAAGACUGGAGAGAUGGAGUUUGAUGGUCGUACCGAACGAUUGUUUAGAAACUUUUUAGUAACGAUUGAACAACCUGAAUUUAUGGAAUUUAUCAAUAAUCUAAAAGCAAUGGACUUAAAUCAAAUAUUACAAUUACAAACUUCUUUAUGGAAGGAUUCAUAA
This is a messenger RNA of Cavenderia fasciculata, 684 nucleotides long. RefSeq lists its product as uncharacterized. The record is from RefSeq and is a predicted model, not a curated record. The coding region runs from base 1 to 684 and encodes 227 amino acids. The transcript is spliced from 3 exons. Lineage: Eukaryota; Evosea; Eumycetozoa; Acytosteliales; Cavenderiaceae.